GCAAGCAAAUGCGAGUGGGAAUACACUUCCCGGUGGGGAAAAGAAUGAUCCAUCUGCGCGGAUGUAUGCAAUAAUUCCUCCCUUCGGUUUCUGAGAAAAGGCUUCGUCAGCUCGUCCUUGGCUUGCCCCCACGUUCAUCCCCGGCCUCGAAGCAGAAGCAGCAGCAGCGGCAGCAGAGGAAGAAGAAGAAGACGACGACGACGAAGAAGCAGAAGAAGCUUCUCGAUUCAAUCAGUUUUCCUGCUUGUCUCGCUCUUCGCAUUUGCUCGGUUCGAUCAUUGAUCGGUGAAACUUCCGGAAGUCAGCCCCAUGGCGACGGGCAAUGGAGCUGCUGAAGGCGAGGCUUCCCCGAAGAACGAGGCGCCGGUGGCCGUCACGAAGAAGCGGCGGGGGCUCCUCUCUCGCAUUUGGAACGGGAUCUUCAGGCUCCACGGGGACGACUUCGAGAAGCGCCUGCAGCACAUCUCCAAGGAGGAGGCCGCCGUGCUUGCUCGGAUGAAGCGCAGAUCCCUCACUUGGAGGCGGAUGCUCCGCCACCUCAUCCUCUUCUCCGUCAUCUUCGAGGUUGUCGCGGUCGGAUAUGCUAUCAUGACGACGAGGUCGUUGGAUUUGGACUGGAAGAUGAGGGCUUUUAGGGUUCUUCCUAUGUUUCUCCUGCCGGGUUUAUCAUUUGCUUCCUACUCUGCUCUUGUGAGAUUCAUGAGAAUGUGUGAACGCAAGGACCAGCGUACUCUUGAGAAGCUUCGGGCUGAGAGGCAAGCGAAAAUUGAUGAACUUAAGGAGAGAACGAACUAUUAUACCACUCAACAGCUGAUUCAGCGAUAUGAUCCGGAUCCUGCUGCCAAGGCAGCUGCUGCAAGUGUCCUGGCAUCUAAGUUGGGCGCAGAUUCAGGCUUGAAGGUGUACCUUGGAGAUGAUUCUCAAUUGAAUGCAUCAACUGGGAAAAGCAAUGAUGUUGAACUUGUGCAGUCCAGUGGGCUCCGGAAGAGGAAAGAAUCGCAUACAAGGUCCAGUAGCGAAGGUAGCACUAAGAUGCAUCAAUUUGAGGGAGAGAGGUCGCGUGAAGGGAGCGAGGGCCCUCCUAUUCCUGAGAAUGAGCAGUUGGUUGUCAAUCACUACAAUCCUCAAGGAUCAAUGGCACAGGAUGGUGGUUGGAUUGCUCGACUUGCGGCAUUGCUUGUCGGUGAGGAUCCAACGCAGUCUUAUGCGCUCAUAUGCGGCAACUGCCAUAUGCACAAUGGGCUUGCCAGGAAGGAGGAUUUCCCAUACAUCACAUAUUAUUGUCCACACUGCCAUGCACUGAAUCGACCUAAAAACUCGGAAGAGCCUGUUUCCGGGACAACAUCACCACAACCGGGUUCUCUGAGAGUGGGAGGUGGAGGCAAUAGCAGUGGUGAAUCUCCAAAGGAAACUGUGGCCACGAGCACCUCUGCAGUGACUGAAUCUGAGAUAGUGGAAUCAGCAGAGAAGUCUGUAGCGGAGGAAUCAGUUACUCAAUGAAAUCCUAUGGAACGAGCUUUGAAAAACUUGGGUGUUUUGCGGCUUUGUUUGCCCUCGACUCACGGAGUUGCCGACGGGCUUCUUUGCUCUUUAAGCUCCGAGUGCUCAGGGUUUUACAUCAAAUAGAAUGCUUACUAGAGAAAUCAGUUGUUUUGUAAGUUUUGUUUCCUAUUCUCGAACUCGGUGCCUUGCUUAUAACUGCUGUAAUUAAUUUUUACGAUUUCAUAGAAAGGAAAGAAGGCUGUGGAUCUGGUUUGCAAAAUAGUGGUACUAGUCAAUUAGCUGAAGCAGUGGAUUGAGUAAAAUUCAAACCGACUCGUGGGAUUUGAGGCGGGACA
This is a messenger RNA of Punica granatum (pomegranate), 1838 nucleotides long. Lineage: Eukaryota; Viridiplantae; Streptophyta; Magnoliopsida; Myrtales; Lythraceae. The record is from RefSeq and is a predicted model, not a curated record.